Molecule: messenger RNA, 630 nt
Organism: Prorocentrum cordatum
Lineage: Eukaryota; Dinophyceae; Prorocentrales; Prorocentraceae
Source: the annotation of a GenBank genome assembly
AUGCGCCUUGCGGUGGCGAGGCCGGGCUCCGUGGUGGUGACGCUGGAGUCCAACCCCGUCCACGCCGUGGUGGCACGCUGCAUCGUGGGCUACGCGGGCCUGUCGGGCGUCAUAGACGUGAGGGUGGGCCACAGCGAGGACGUGCUCCCGCACCUGGCGGCGGCCGUCGAGGAGGACGGCGGCGUCUUCGACCUGGUCUUCUUCGACCAGCGCGGCUCGCGCUACGCCGCAGACCUGGCAGCCCUGCGGCGCGGCGGGCUGCUGGCCGACAGAGCGGUCGUGGUGGCAGACAACGUUCUGAAGCCUGGCGCGCCAGAGUUCCUCUGGGAGGUGCUGCGGAGCGGCUGCUUCCACACGCAGGUCGUCUCUGUGUCGGAGUACGCCAUGCCGGGCGUCGAGGAUUGGAUGUCUCUGAGCGUGCACUUGAAGCAGGACGAGCGGGGGGCGCCGCCCCUUCCCCGCAGCCUCCGGCGGAUGGAGUGGGAGGCCGACCAGAUACGAUCGCGUGCAGAGAGGUUCCCCGGCGUCUCGUUCGAGGAGUGGGCCAGCUUCGCGGCGCGCAUGCGGGAAGCCCUGGCCGUUUUUGGCAUCGGGCCGUCGGCAGAACGAACAACGUCUUCGAGGUCGUGA